Exophiala mesophila is the source of this 1899-nucleotide messenger RNA. RefSeq lists its product as uncharacterized. The record is from RefSeq and is a predicted model, not a curated record. NCBI's taxonomy places the organism in Eukaryota, Fungi, Ascomycota, Eurotiomycetes, Chaetothyriales, Herpotrichiellaceae. Bases 1 to 1899 code for a protein of 632 amino acids. The transcript has 2 exons. Gene Ontology annotation, molecular function: DNA binding; zinc ion binding. Gene Ontology annotation, biological process: DNA-templated transcription.
AUGCUUGCCACCGAAGAAAAGUCCGAUGUGAUGCGAUUGGACGCCAACCCUGUUCCAAUUGCAGAGCCGUCGGAGCCGUAUGAUAUUGUCGAGGCACUAUCACGAAAGAGUAGAUCACGGCGUAGCACAACGGAAGUAAACUCCACUACGCCCGUUGUGCCAGCCGAGCGACAUGACGACCACGUUCCUCCACCACAGAGACCGCCCGGGCCCCAAGGACCGGUAGCCUGGACACCUCGGCCGCACACCACCUAUGUUGACGAUUCUGCCUCGGAGGAUGCUGUCAACCAGCAACUGAUGGAGCGGGGCCUGGUUGAAUUCUUUCAGCAUGGCAUAAGCUCCUCAUCUUGGUCCUUCUUUGAUCAGCCGGCCGCGGCCCGCAUGUGUUACAUUGGGACCCCGGUCUCCAAUUUGGCCUUCCUCGUCAGCCAGGAACGCGAUGGCGACGCCAACAGCAAUUUACAUUUUCCAAUUCCCCAGAUCCACCGCGUGUUGCCAUGGAAGCCAGACUCUCAGUCAUUGCCACUUCAACUUCGCGCAGAUUCCGGCUCUGCCCUGAGCUCUCUUCCCCAGAGGGAUGUCCGAGACGCACUGGUCGACGCCUUCUUCGAUGAGAUUCACCCGGGGUUCCCCGUGGUGGACGAGAGCGAGUUUCGACAGAGUUAUGCACAGAAGGAUGCCCCACCACCGCUCUUGCUACUACAGAGUAUUCUACUGGUGGGAGCCCACGUCUGUCAGCACCCCAAGGUGGCACAAGCGAGAUCCCUCGUCAAGGCUGCGCUCUUCCAGAGGGCUAAAACGCUCUGGGACUUGCGUUUCGAGAAUGACCGUGUCACACUGGUUCAGGCAGCCCUGCUCUUUUCUUGGCAUGUCGAGAAUGCUGACACCGUAAGUGCCAAUGCGUACUACUGGAUCUCGGUCGCGUGUGGGAUUGCCUUCGGUCUGGGAAUGCACAGGAAUCUGGCAGCGACAUCAACCAGUGUCAUGCCACAGUCUGCUCGAAAUCUUUUCCGCCGAAUCUGGUGGACCCUGUUCCAGGCCUCUGUCCUCUCGAGCCUUGAUCACGGGAGACCUCUGCUCAUCAGGAACGAAGACGUAGACCAGCCCCCGCUCACUGCUCAAGACUUGGUCGAGACCGAUGGAUCUAUGAACCAGAAGAUAGAACUAAGUUCUUUUAUACACAACAGUAAGCUGUGUGAGAUUAUUGCAGACGCCCUUGUUCUUUUCUCUCCGGGCUCCAUACGCAAAGCCGGGGUCCUGCAGGACACAAGUCAGAUCGAUGCGCGUCUGGCCGAGUGGCUACUGGCAUGUCCUGAUGGUGACGGCUUUUACAUGCUGCAACUGCGUCUUCACUACAACAUCAUUCUCCUGCAGCUGCACCGUGCGGUCAUUCAGCAGAGCCACGAGGUGAAUCAUCAUCAGUCACUGGAACUCUGCAAUAGUGCCGCAGAGAGUCUCAUGAGUACUCUCUCUGCCAUCUGUUACACUGGUGCUAUCCGGAGAUGUUAUUUCACCGGCUUGACAGCUAUCAUGGCCGUGGGAAUACAUUUUUCCAGGGCCCUCCGCCUCGCAAUCGAGAAAAAGUCAAAGCUAUUGACCCUCCAGGCCCAAGCUAGGCUGGAGGGAUGUUUCCCAAUCAUGAAACAAAUGGCACCUUUCUGGUCGACAGCCAGUGCGGCGAUGAGACUCUUCCAGCAUAUCCUGGAUGGAGCCAAGUCGAGGAUGGCCACUCAGUUCGCGGUCGAACAGCAAGUUGACGAGACCAUAGAUCCUGCAGAGCAUGACUCUGUGAACCAAAAUUGGGAAUACAUCUUUUCCACACUGUAUCCCAGCGCCACAGAGCCUGUCUGGGCUUUUCCGGCAGCUGGUCCGGAAUUUGGAACCGAGGUCGGUCCUUGA